Ceraceosorus guamensis is the source of this 2680-nucleotide messenger RNA. RefSeq lists its product as hypothetical. The record is from RefSeq and is a predicted model, not a curated record. The coding region runs from base 499 to 2520 and encodes 673 amino acids. Lineage: Eukaryota; Fungi; Basidiomycota; Exobasidiomycetes; Ceraceosorales; Ceraceosoraceae. The transcript is spliced from 4 exons.
GUCGGGGUGUGACACCCAAGCUGCAAUCGGCCUUCGAAGCAUCGCUGCUGGGGGCGGGGCGGUUGGGACUCACGCCGAUGCACGCUUCCUCGACGACAAUCGACUUGCUGAUCCCGAUGGCGCGACAAGAUGGGUGCCAUGUUUGCAGCGACGGUCUGAGUUUCCUUGUAGCUGCUGUUCAUCAGAGCGCAGCUAGCUCUCGAGCUAACCCUCGACCCCACAUUCGCACCGAGACUUGCUACCGAUCCUUAUCUCGCCGCGUCUAGUCCUGUCCUUGCCUGUACAAGCAGUCUCGGUCGCCGGCAUUCACGAAUCGCAAGCUCGUCUUGACGUUCUUGCAGGCGUCCCUUCGGCGCGAUAGACGAUCGAAUCAUCCGCAUCCUGCGACGUUUACUUUGCCGGCUCUUUAUAAAGAACGUCAAGACGCUCGCGUACGCCGCCCACCGCCGUUCGCACCUUCGCAAGGCGCUCGAUCUGGCAGUUUUCUCCAAAAAAAAAAUGUCCCUCCCACCUUCAAGCUCCGCCUCUGGCUCAUCGACGCUGUACAACCAGUUCGCCCUCCUACCGCCACCCCCUCGACGUAUCCUCUCUCGAACGCCCGAAGAUGUUCGCUGCAGGCUGCCCGACUUUACACUAUCCGACGAUCCAGUGGCAGCGGUGAGGGAAUGGGCUCGGCAAGAGUUCUUUGUCAACUUGGAUCCCGGCUGGGUGCACGUCUAUGUCGGCACAGGAUGCAUCGGCGCUCUCAUCCUGAUAGCGGGCUUCAUCUUGUUGCUGCGCAUUUACGCCAAAACCUUUUGGAUCGCUCGAUUUCCCCGACGGACGUAUGGCCGCGUCAUUGUACCAAACUCGCUGCUGGGCUGGACCUUGGGCUGUGGUGCUUUUGGAACCGUGCUGCUUGCCGUCUAUUGGAAGCUCUAUGCGUACUUUAGACUGGGACGAUGGCCAGGAAGCUUUCCGCUGUGGAUCGUAACUGCCUGGUAUCCUCUCUACCUUGCUGCGCACGUAGCAGCGUGGGGUUUGUUCUACGCUGUUCCGAGUGAUUUGACCGAGGGCAGGCUGCUCCAAGGCCGCAGCGGCAUCCUUCGAAGACUUUCGCAUCCAGCCAUCAUCAACGUGCUGGGCAUCUGCCUGCCCAUCAUCGCUGCCAUUACCGUUGCCAUCCCGCUCGCCUUUGCGCAAAAGCGCUACAGCGAAGCUCUAAGGAUGUACGGCGAAUGGUUGCAAAGGUACGAAGGACAAGAGACGCUUUCGGAGGAGAUGCUGAUCGAUGCUCAGCGCUUCUGGUACAAGCUCGUCGAUGCUUUCCACAUCAUUGGCGGCAUCUUUUUCGCAUGGACAUCUUGGGGAGUUCAGGAUCUGAGCGCGUACGCUUUCGUCAGCGGCCGCCUCUUGCUCACCCUUUGGAAGCAGAUCCGAGCAGAGAAUCCCAACGAGAAUGCGUGGGGAGUGGUCACAACAAUAGCUAGACGGCCGGGCAACGAUGGCCCGGGACAGAGCGGGCCAGAAGAGACGGCAGAGCAGGAACGCGACGCAAAUGAGCGAUCAGGAGACGACACGCUGGAGGCCAACCUGAUCAAGUCGCCAUCGGACUUGAACAGCCAAAGGCGGCAGUCCGAUGCGCAAUCGCCCGCCACGGCAGAUUUGGAGCGCGGCUCAGAGAGGAACGCUUCCUCGCUCGCCGCCGCCGCCACCACCAACUCGCCCAUUUCUGCGCAAGCCACUCCGAAGAUCGGCGCUGCGAACGCGCGCUCUCGCAUCGUCCAUCAUCGCAUCGAGAGAUCAAAGGAAGCAGCAGGACGUCGAAGGAAGCGGCAUCACCUCUAUUCCGUCUUUAACCACGUCUUGCUUCAAGCCGCGUCCAUCUUGACCGCUACCAUGUGCUACUGCGCCCUCUCGCUUUGGACCGCCGUGGUCAUGUCGGGAGCGCACGAGAAUCCGUACAAUCAGUAUUCCAGCAUCCUUACAGCAGAGCUCAUCAUUUCCGUCUACCUCGGCAUCAUCUUUGGCGGACUGACGCUGCUCGCCAUUUUCAAGCACACGUACGAGCCCGUGCUGCACUUUGGCCAGAUCAGCACCCGUUUCGGACACGGUAGCGGCAGCGGUAGCGGAUCGGGCGAAGGAGCCAAAGCCAAGAGGCGCAGGUCGGGGGGGGCAUCGGCUGCGCACGAUGCGGCAGGCGGCGGCGGCAACAAGGGCAUUGCUCUCUUCAAGCUGGGCGGCGGCGGCGGCGGCAGCGGCAGACGUGGAUCGCAGCAGCUCCAUCAUCAGCCCUCUGGUCCUGCCGUCACCACCUUUUUCGAGUCCGAGACGCUUCAGCCUACAGCCACGAUGGGCAACGUGCGCCUAGCGCCUACCGACGAGGAGGAGGCUCUGCGACGCAGCCUCAGCAGAAGCGGCACCAACAUUUCCAAUUCGCCCUUGCUCGAGGAGCUCAAAGAAGAGCAACCAACCAACGACAGCGAGCUGGAGGUUCACUUGCCGCUUCCGCAGAGCCGCAGCAGUUCGCGUCUCGCCUGACAGACAUGCAUACCCCAAAAGCUUUUAUCGCCCACAUGAUACCUGCAGGCAUACGCCACCCGCACACAUCCAUACCCCGCGAGUGCACCAGCACGUCGAUUCUCGUACCGCAUCGCAUCAUCCCAUGUUCCCACACACUCUGAAUGACAUCCCUCUUGCU